ACUCCCUCCGCCUUGUCCCAAGCUUAGGAGGAAAGAGAUACCCGGAUGGGGACGCUCUAGGCCUCCGUGGUGUUUAUACACGCGCCGGGAGUCCCGCUCUCCAUUCGAAGCCCAAGGCAUUCCAGAGGCGAGGGGUGGUUGGGUCUCAGCCUCUCCGCCUCGCCUGGCCCCGCCCCAUUUCCCGGUCGCAGUUGGUUCGGCCCGCCAUUCAGGAGACCCAGGAUUUGAAACCUCAAGAUGAAAACUAACAAAGUCUACAAACUCGUCAUCCAUAAGAAAGGCUUCGGCAGCAGCGAUGAUGAGCUGGUGGUCAAUCCCAAAGUAUUUCUUCAUAUUAAACUGGGAGAUAUUGUGGAAAUCGCUCACCCCAAUGAUGAAUACAGUCCUCUCCUCCUUCAAGUCAAAUCGCUCAAAGAAGAUUUACAGAAAGAAACCAUCAGCGUAGACCAGACAGUUGCUCAGGUCUUCCGCCUGAGGCCCUACCAAGACGUGCAUGUCAAUGUCGUCGAUCCAAAGGAUGUGACCCUCGAUUUGGUAGAAUUGACCUUCAAAGAUCAGUACAUCGGUCGAGGGGAUAUGUGGCGGCUAAAGAAGAGCUUGGUCGGCACCUGUGCGUACGUCACUCAGAAAGUGGAAUUUGCCGGAAUUCGGGCCCAAGCCGGAGAGCUUUGGGUUAAAAGCGAAAAAGUGACUUGUGGUUAUAUCAGUGAAGAUACUCGGGUGGUUUUCCGCUCAACCUCCGCCAUGGUUUACAUCUUUAUCCAGAUGAGUUGCGAAAUGUGGGAUUUCGACAUUUAUGGUGACCUCUAUUUUGAGAAGGCCGUCAACGGUUUCCUGGCUGACCUUUUCACCAAGUGGAAGGAGAAGAACUGCAGCCACGAAGUGACCGUCGUCCUUUUUUCUAGAACGUUCUACGAGGCUAGGUCCAUAAGCGACUUUCCGGAGUCGCACCGCCCCGCCAUUCAACAAGAUCACCAAGGCCGGUCCUAUGAGGAUUUUUACAAGGUCGUGGUCCAAAACGAGAGGCGGGAGGAAUGGACCUCGUUACUCGUCACCAUCAAGAAGCUCUUUAUCCAGUACCCCGUCCUGGUCCGCCUGGAGCAAGCGGAGGGGUUCCCUCCGGGACGUAAUUCGACCUCAGCCCAAGGAAACUAUUUGGAAGCCAUCAAUCUGUCCUUUAACGUCUUUGACAAGCAUUACAUCAACCGAAAUUUUGACCGGACGGGUCAAAUGUCGGUAGUGAUCACACCCGGUGUGGGCGUCUUUGAGGUGGACCGCCUCCUCAUGAUCCUGACCAAGCAACGCAUGAUCGAUAACGGGAUCGGUGUCGAUUUGGUCUGUAUGGGAGAGCAACCCCUCCAUGCUGUUCCUCUCUUUAAGCUACACAAUCGUUCCAGUCCUGGGGAUUCUCGUUUGGGAGAUGACUAUAACAUACCGCAUUGGAUAAACCACAGUUUCUACACUUCAAAAAGCCAGCUCCAAUGUAAUAGUUUCACUCCACGCAUCAAGCUGGCAGGCAGAAAGCCGCAGGGUGAAAGGGCAAAGAACAGCAAGGAUUCAUCGCUGGGAGCUCCGAAAGAAACUGAGAACGCCCUUCCAAUCCAGGUGGACUACGAUGCCUAUGAUAGCCAGGUCUUCAGGCUCCCUGGACCCUCCCGGGCACAGCGUUGUGCCCCAUUCCGGUCAGUCCGGGAACGUGAGAGCCGUCCCCGGAAAAGCUCAAGCUCCUAUGAUGUCUCGUCCAGCCCUUCCCGCCUGGGAGGGCGGGCGCUUCAUCUUCCCCCAGAGGAAGCGCGGAGCCAGGCCUCGGACGACAGCUCCCUCGGCCGCAUCUCCAACAUCCUCAUGAUCCCCCGCCCACACCUUCACACGACCUAUGAAGUCAGCAGCUCCUUGGGAUACACUGGCCACCGAGAUGCCAUGGAGAGCAUGUUGGAAUCGCAACAGCGCGACUCCAGCGCUCCUGGAAGGUUCCAUGUCGGAAGUGCCGAGUCCAUGUUGCACCUCCGUUCAGCUGGAGGGUACGCCCCGCAACGGGCCCUCAUAAACCCCUUUGCCCCCUCUCGGAUGCCCAUGAAACUCACCUCCAACCGGCGACGUUGGGUACACACGUUCCCUGUGGGUCCAUCAGGAGAAGCUAUCCAAAUCCACCACCAGACCCGCCAGAACAUGGCGGAGAUGCAAGGGAGUGGACAACGGGAUUGGACGCAUUCCUCUGCCGAACUCCUGGAGCUCGCCUACCAUGAAGCCACGGGGAGGCACGGGGUUUUCCGCCAUCCAGACGACACUGUUUCCUUCUCAAGUUUCAGCGGGACAGAAGAUUAUCCUCACCAGUUAACGGGGAGCCAUGGGACGAACGUCAGAACCCAAGCCAAAGACUCUGCUGACGGAUCAGUCUCCAACUCUCCAGAUCCAAUGCCAGGCUUCUGUUGUACCGUCGGGGUGGACUGGAAGUCCCUCACUACCCCGGCCUGCCUCCCCCUCACCACGGAUUACUUCCCCGACCGCCAGAGCCUCCAGAAUGACUACACCGAGGGAUGCUACGACCUUCUCCCAGAAGCCGAUAUGGAUAGGCGAGACGAGGAAGGGGUCCAGAUGACGGCCCAGCAGGUCUUUGAGGAAUUCAUUUGCCAGCGACUGAUGCAGGGCUACCAGCUCAUUGUCCAAAGCAAGCUGCAGAAAGCGGCGGCUGCUGUCCAGCCCCCACUGAGUAGUAGCCCCCUCUACAGCCGAGGCCUGGUGUCCCGGAACCGGUUGGAAGAAGAGGACCAGUACUGGCUGAGCAUGGGGCGGACUUUCCACAAAGUUACUCUCAAGGAUAAGAUCAUCACCGUCACACGAUACCUGCCCAAGUAUCCAUAUGAGUCUGCACAGAUCAACUACACGUACAGCCUCUGUCCGUCCCAUUCAGAUUCGGAGUUCUUUCUUUGUUGGGUGGAGUUCUCACAUGAGAGACUGGAGGAGUACAAGUGGAAUUACCUCGACCAGUAUAUCUGUUCUGCGGGUUCGGAGGACUUCAGCCUGAUUGAGUCACUGAAGUUCUGGCGCACGCGCUUCCUGCUGCUGCCAGCCUGUGUGGGGGCCACCAAGCGCAUCCUGGAAGGGGAGUCCCACUGCGACAUCUACGGCGAGAAGCCCCGCUCAGAGGAGGAGGAGUGGCAGCUCCGGGACGGCUUCCUCCGCUUUGUGGAGGGGCUCAACCGCAUCCGCAGGCGCCACCGCUCUGACCGCAUGCUCCGGAAGGGCUCGGCCAUGAAGGGUCUCCAGACCUCAGCAACUCCCACCCUGGCCCCCCACCCACCGGAACCACCCCCCAACCUAGUCAAGAAGGGCACCUCUGCCCUCUCGGCCCUUCUGGAGAUGGAGGCCACGCACAAGACAUUGACCGAACAACAAAUGGCUCCCAUUUCCACCAAAAACUCCAGCGCCCAGCCCUCUGAUGGCAACAGCACGGCCACAAAUUCGAAUUACGUGGACAGCCCACGUAAAGUAUCGAUUGACCAGUCAGCAGUCGGUUUGGAGUCUGAACGGAGCAGCGGCCAGUCGCUGACUGGGUCCCAAAGUGCUGACCAGAUGCCUGGAUGGACGGAAAAUGGUACCCAGCCCUUGACUGCCGGCCCCUUGACCUCAUCGUCCACCUUGACGGAGAUCCUGGAAGCCAUGAAGCACCCAACGUCAGGGGUACCACUCCUCACUGAACAGAAAGGCCUUUCCCCGUCCUGCUUCAUCAGUGCGGAGGCUGUCCAUUGGCUAGUCAACAUGGUGGAAGGGGUCCAGACACAGGCCAUGGCCAUCGACAUCAUGCAGAAAAUGCUGGAUGAGCAGCUGAUCCUGCACGCCUCGGGGGAGGCCCUCCGCACCUUCGUCUAUGGCUUCUACUUCUACAAGGCCCUGGAGAACAAGGAGCAGGAGCAUCGCACGGGGCUGCCUCCGCCCCCAUCGCUGUGGCCCUCAGCUGCCCGGGACGACGCCUCAGCCUUCCAGCGCAAGUGGUUCGAGGUGGCUGUGGUGGCCGAGGAGCAGCCUAGCCUCCGCUCCGAGGUCCCGGCCUUCCUCCUGCCCUGGCUGCCCAGCCGCCCCGCCUCCUAUGCCAGCCGGCACAGCUCCUUCAGCCGCAGUUUUGGUGGCCGCAGCCAGGCUGCCGCCCUUCUCGCGGCCACAGUCCCAGAGCAGAGGACAGUGACCCUGGAGGUGGACGUGAACCACCGGACACAGCGCCUGGAAUGGUGCAGCUGCUACUACCAUGGCAACUUCUCCCUUGGCGCUGCCUUCGAGGUCAAACUUCACUGGAUGGCCGUCACUGCUGCCGUCCUCUUCGAGAUGGUCCAGGGCUGGCACCGGAAGGCCACUUCCUGUGGCUUCUUGCUGGUCCCGGUCCUAGAGGGGCCCUUCGCUCUGCCCAGCUUCCUGUACGGAGACCCCCUCCGGGCCCAGCUCUUCAUCCCUCUCCACAUCCACUGCCUACAGAAGGAAGGCACCCAGGAGCACCUCUUUGAUGGAUUUGAGCCGGAGACCUACUGGGACAGAAUGCAGUUGCUGCAGGAAGUGAUUGCCCACCGGUUCGGCUUCAUCCGGGACAAAUACUCGGCGUCUGCCUUCAACUUCCCCUCCGACAACAAGCCCCAGUACAUCCAUGUCACAGGGACGGUCUUCUUGCAGCUGCCGUACUCCAAGCGCCGCUCUUCGGGGUCACAGCCGCUUCCUCCUCCUGCAGCCGCCCCUCCCCCAGCCCAGCGCAGGAGGCGGGACUCAGCCCCCUCGCCCUCGGCCAAUGGGGAGGGGCAGGGGGUGGGCUUCCACUGGGCCCACAACUCCAUGCUGACCAAGACCUGGCGCUCCUCUGCCACGGGCGAUGAGCGCUUCCCUGACCGGCUCCUCCGGGACUUCACCCACUUCUGCGCCAACGGGGAGGGACGCCUAGCUGCCUUCUGGGCUGCCUGCCUUGCCCGCACCCACGCCGCCGCCCCUUGACCAAGCCCCCACAUCCAUCCAGGCCCUCUCCUGCCCUCUUGAAACAAUCCGCAGGCACCUGCCUCUCAGUUUACCUCCAGUAACACAGAAUAAGCCAUUCCUUCUCUUUCUGGGCAAUCCUGAGGUACAUUCUCCCUUUUUUGCCCCAGAAUGACACAUAGUAAGCCCUUUCAAUUCCAUUUCUUGCCAAUCUUGAGGCAAAUUUAAGCCAGUUCUCUUUUUUACCUCAUAAUGACACAGAAUAACCCUUUCCCUUCCCUUUCUGGCAAUCCUGAGGAAAUUUGCUCUCAUUUUACCUCAAGAUACAGAAUAAGCCCUUUCCUUCCCUUUCUAGCCAAUCUUGAGGCAUCUCCCUCUCGUUUUACCUCAGAGUGACACAGAAUAAUGCCUUCCCUUCCCUUUCUGGCUAGUUCUGAGGUACAUUCCUCAUUUUUUUUUAUCUCGGAAUGACACAGAAUAACCCUUUCCCUUCCCUUUCUGGCCAAUCCUGAGGUACAUUCCUCAUUUUUUACCUCAGAAAGAAUAAACCCUUUCCAUUCCAUUUCUGGUCAAUCCUGAGGUAAAUUCUCCCUUUUUUGCCUCAGAAUGACACAGAGUAGCCCUUUCCCUUCCAUUUCUGGCCAAUCUGAGGCAAAUUCCUCAUUUCUUUGCCUCAGAAUGACAGAAAUAGACAAUACAACCCCUUUCCCUUCAAUUUCUGCUCAAUCCAUUCUGCAUGCAUUCCCCCCAUUGAGCAUUUUCCUGUCUUUUUUUUCUCUCAUUCUGAGGUAAACUAUUGGGAAUUGAGGAAAAUUUAUCUCGGGAUUCAAAAGAAAUUAAUCUCAGGAUUCUCCUCCCCCCCCCCCCUUUUUUUCCCCUGUCAUUUUAAGGGGGGGGGGGAAUUGAGGGAAGUUUACCUCAAGAGAAGAAGGGAGAGAUGUAGGAUAUGUAAGAUAAUAUAAAUAUAUACACAUGUAAAUAUGUACGGUAUUAAAACACUGGCAAUAAAAUUAACAAAAUACCACACAA
Anolis sagrei ordinatus is the source of this 5979-nucleotide messenger RNA. It is a transcript of the gene DEPDC5, whose product is annotated as DEP domain containing 5, GATOR1 subcomplex subunit. Gene Ontology annotation, cellular component: lysosomal membrane; GATOR1 complex. Lineage: Eukaryota; Metazoa; Chordata; Lepidosauria; Squamata; Anolidae. Gene Ontology annotation, biological process: intracellular signal transduction; negative regulation of TORC1 signaling; cellular response to amino acid starvation. Gene Ontology annotation, molecular function: GTPase activator activity. The record is from RefSeq and is a predicted model, not a curated record.